AUGUGUCCAGCAAGUAUUGUACUUUGUUUAACAUUUCUACUUGUUGCUUCGUUUUCGAAACCUCAGAAUGAUUUUACGAAUGGCAAUGAGCAGAGUGACAACUCGACGGUGCAAUCUGAUCCUCUCCUAAAUUCUAUAAAAUAUCGAAAUGAAGAGAUGAAAUUAACAAGAUGCAAUUUACAUAAAAAUUCUAUUAAGAAUAAUGAUGAAAUGCAAUAUGAAUCCUGUAUUAAUUCUACAAAGAACAAUUGCAAGAAUGACUCGGUGCGAUGCGAGUCUCGUGAACAUAUAAUAAAAAAUCUAGAAGAUAAUAAUCAGACAUCUACGAAGUUCUAUAUAAAUUCGACAGAGAUCAAUAAUUUCACAUUACAAGAAAUUAAAGAAAAUUUCACCAAAAUUGAAGACAAGAAUAAUUCCAUAUUGUACAAACUCAAUUCCAAUAGAAUAAUUAAAACUACUUUUGUUGAAUACAGAGCAUGCGAUGAUAGUAUUACUUGUAUUCAGUUCUGUUGUCCUUUUGGUAACAUCUUGACGAUAAAGGGACAUUGCAUCUCUCGUGGAGAGGAUAAUUACGCUCUUCCAAAUAUAUACGGGAACAAUUCCGAGGAUGAAACGGUCGACGAACUAUUUUUGACUGUUCGCGAUCCGUGCAUUGCAAAAGGAUAUGAUCGCGAAUUUCUUUUUCCUAAUACAUACUUGUUUCUCACCAAUGGCUCUUUGUACAAUAAUCAUAAUGGCGAACACAUUUCACCAAAGUCUUAUUGUUUUGCUAUUAUGUUUCGGGACACAUAUGAUGUGUUUGUUUGUGAAAAUCGGACUACACUUCCAGUAUUUAUAUCCAUGUGCCUACUAUUGUCUUUGCCGUUUCUGCUGUUGACGUUCAUAAUAUAUUCCAUAUUGCCAGAAUUCCAAAAUAUCCAUGGUUAUACAUUGCGUGCACACGUGGGUUCAUUAUUCAUCACAUACGCGAUUAUGUGUUUUGGCCAAGUUUUUGGAUUAAGUGAAGUGAAAUAUUGCGUUGUACUAGCAUAUAUCUUCAACUUCUUCUUUUUGUCAAGUUUUUUUUGGUUAAAUGUAAUAUGCUUCGAUAUUUGGUGGAAAUUUAGAGAUCUCCGUCCGCUCCGUCGAUAUCGAACAAAAACAAAGCAUAAAAAGAAACUUAUAGUAUAUUCGAUCUAUGCAUGGGGAGUCACUAUUAUUCUUAACGUUAUCUGCGCCAUUAUGGAUAAUAUUUCCCUACCAGAAAAUUUGAUCCGACCAGAAAUUUGCGAAAAAAGAUUUUGGUUCGGUGAAAAUGAAGCAAAAACAUUAUAUUUUUACGUACCCAUAAGUGUUACUAUUAUCAGUAAUAUUUUUUUUUUCAUCCGCACAACACUAACAAUUCUGUAUCAGAAAAUACAUAUAGCUAAUCUGUUAAGAGAUUGUGAGAUCAUGCGCCACGAUGAAAAUAAGCAAUGGUUUAAUAUGUACCUGAAGCUGUUCAUAGUGAUGGGAAUAACUUGGGUUUUGGAGAUAAUGUCGUGGAUCGAUAUUGGUGCUGAUAUUGUACCACAGUUUAUCUGGUAUCCCGCCGACAUCGUAAAUGCCUUGCAAGGUCUCACCAUUUUCAUCAUAUUUGUGUGUAGAAAAAAGACCCUGCAAACAUUAUUAAAACAACUUGACUGGCAGAUUUGCGAUCCAUUUAAGAUUCGAACAAGGUGUAUAGUUGUCUCGAAUACUACUACAUCCACUAGGAGGUCCGGAACAAUGCCCAUGCAACAAAUCGGUCACUCUAAUUAACAGCUAAUCAUCUUGCAAAGUUCAAUUAGUCCUACUCAUAAAUGUUGCAAUGCAAAGAGAAAAUUCUAU
Molecule: messenger RNA, 1848 nt
Organism: Atta colombica
Lineage: Eukaryota; Metazoa; Arthropoda; Insecta; Hymenoptera; Formicidae
Product: G-protein coupled receptor Mth2-like
Exons: 5
Coding region: 1-1779 (592 amino acids)
Biological process (GO): cell surface receptor signaling pathway; G protein-coupled receptor signaling pathway
Cellular component (GO): membrane
Molecular function (GO): G protein-coupled receptor activity
Source: RefSeq, a predicted model, not a curated record